This is a messenger RNA of Procambarus clarkii (red swamp crayfish), 1648 nucleotides long. RefSeq names its product pupal cuticle protein 36. The record is from RefSeq and is a predicted model, not a curated record. NCBI's taxonomy places the organism in Eukaryota, Metazoa, Arthropoda, Malacostraca, Decapoda, Cambaridae. Gene Ontology annotation, molecular function: structural constituent of chitin-based larval cuticle. Gene Ontology annotation, cellular component: chitin-based extracellular matrix.
UCAACAUUCAAUCCGACUCCCCAGCCAUAAGAGGAUGCUAUCGGCGGUGAUGUUGUGUGUGGCGGUGGCUGCGGCGUCCGCAGCCCCGCAGUACAGAUAUAACGUGACCCCAAGUCCCAGCUUCAGCGCCGGAGGAGGAGGACUUGGUGUUGGAGGUUUCGGCGAGACAGGAGGAGGCUUUCGAGGCUCCGGAGUAGGUGGAGCCUUUGGAGGUUCAGGUGUGCUUGCUAGCGGAUUAUCUCCCGGAGGAUUCGGGAUUAGAGAUAGCGGUGGAUUUGAAGGUUCUACAACGGGUAUUACAGGUUCAUCUGCUGGACGGUUCGGUAGUCGAGCAUUUGGAGGCUCAGGAUUAUCUUCUGGAGGAUUUGACACAAGAACGAGUGGGGCAUUUGGAGGUUCAGCUGUUAGUAGUAGAGGAUUAUCUUUUGGAGGACAAGAGAGUGGAGUAUACGGAGAUUCAGCCACUAGAGGCUUAUCCUCUGGAGGGUUCCUCACUGGCACAGGUGGAGCAUUUGGCGGUUCCUCUACAGGUAUUAGAGCAACAUCUGCCAGAGGCUUGGGCAGUGGAACAACCGGGAGAUUCGGAACUUCAGGCAUCGGCGGGCAGUCUUCUAUUGCAGGAUUCGGAGUUUCUCCUGGUGUAGGGCUGAGGACUUCAGGCGGCAUCGGUAGCGCCAUCGCUGGAGGGCACAGCCAAUCACGUCCUGUUGUGCCCAUCCUGAGGGACGACCGCCAACAGCCUGAUGUCACUGGGUCAUACAGCUUCGCCUACGAGACUGCUGACGGCACCAGUCGUCACGAGCAAGGCAUCCCCCAGGGCCCGACUGGCGCCGUGGCAACCCAAGGAGGAUGGUCAUUUACUUAUCCUGAUGGAACCCCUGCAACCUUCAACUUCAUCGCUGAUGAGGGAGGCUUCCGCGUGGAGUCCCCCCUGCUGCCCACGCCCCCGCCUCUUCCCGCCCACGCCAUCGCCCAGAUCGAGAAGGCUCGUCACGAGGACGCCGCCGCCGCUGCUGCUGGAGUUGGUCGAGGAGCGUUUGGAAAUGACGGAAGCUUCGAUGGUAGACAAGUUGGAAGCUUCGCUGGCUCACAAACAGGCUACAGUGGCUCGCGGGCUGUAGGAAUUAGAGGAUCAUCAGCAGGAAGCCUGGGAAGCUUCGGAGGUGGAUCAACUGGAAGAUUCGGGAGCUCUUCCGGGGCUGGCUUUGGCACCUCUAGCUUUGGAGGCCAACCUGGAAGCUUUGGAGGCCAACCUGGAAGCUUUGGAGGCCAAACUGGAAGCUUUGGAGGCCAAACUGGAAGCUUUGGAGGCCAAACUGGAAGCUUUGGAGGCCAAACUGGAUUAGGUCUUGGAGGUACUGGUGCAGCCUCCUCUCUUCGUGCUUUCCCGCAGAUCCCCAGCCAGUCCUAUGGUACGCCCUAAGCCCCAUCCCCUCCCCCCAUCACCCUGCAAGACCCACAGCACGACCUUCACACAAUCAACAGGUGUUGUAAUUACUACUUAAUAUUGAAAAUGUCCUAGUCUGCCCUCCUGUCAUGUCAGUCUCAUUUUCUAUGGACGGGUCAUUUUUAUGACAUGUCAAUACAGUACGCUUAUUAAUUUUACUAAUACAUCAAUUAUCAAAAUAAAACCAUUUUAAUACAGUAA